Molecule: messenger RNA, 645 nt
Organism: Capronia coronata CBS 617.96
Lineage: Eukaryota; Fungi; Ascomycota; Eurotiomycetes; Chaetothyriales; Herpotrichiellaceae
Exons: 2
Coding region: 1-645 (214 amino acids)
Molecular function (GO): acyltransferase activity, transferring groups other than amino-acyl groups
Source: RefSeq, a predicted model, not a curated record
AUGCCUUCCAUCUACAUUCGUCCCGCUUCAACAGCCACAGAUGACGGACUCCGUCUACUUCAAAACUUCGACAGUCAGCUGCCCUGGCUAUCUUCGAUUGGCAGCAGCGCGCAAUGGGGUGGCUCUUCAAGAAGUGAGCAAGAAGACCAGCGGGCAAAGUAUCGGAGUAAAGUCGAAAGCAGCGAGCGAGGCUGGAACAAUCCAUGGAGUCGAGACUGGGUCAGAGCCUAUAUCGCCGAGGUUGAGAUGAAACGAGAGGACCUAUCGUCCGAAUUACUCGAGCUCGCUAUCGAAAGUCCAAACGACGCCGUUCGACUCCCAGUUGCCGGCAUGAUUCUCCAAGGCCAGUCAGCUGAAUACGCCCGGGAUAUUUUACCAGAAAACGACGACAAUGAUCCCUUCAUCUACCUGUUGUACCUAUUGAGCGACAGAAGAACAGCGCCAUAUGGCAAAGGUGCAGGAGCGGCGUUGAUCUCUCACGCGAAGGAUGAAGCGCGGAAUCUUGGUCUUAGGCGUAUUUGCCUUGAUUGUUGGAGAGGGAACGAUAAUAAGCUUGUACAUUAUUAUGAGAAACAAGGAUUUAGAGUGAUAGGUAAUUUUGAUGCCGACAAUUGGCCGGGCGCGGUGAUGGAGAUGCGUCUCUAG